Messenger RNA from Cinclus cinclus, 1429 nucleotides. It is a transcript of the gene CENPQ, whose product is annotated as centromere protein Q. The transcript is spliced from 9 exons. The coding region runs from base 79 to 1011 and encodes 310 amino acids. The record is from RefSeq and is a predicted model, not a curated record. Lineage: Eukaryota; Metazoa; Chordata; Aves; Passeriformes; Cinclidae.
AUCGGUAGUUAGGGAGGCAGGGCUUAUUUACCUGGUUUAGGGCGUAUUUAGCUGGUGUGGAGAUUAUGUGCCUGGCAUAUGGUUUAUUUAUCUGUUUUGGGCCUCACUUUUCCUGCCGGGGCUUAUUUGGCUGGUGUAAAUUUCGACAUUUGCCUGUUAAUGAAACCCCGCCACAUGUCUUCCAAUAAAAUGGGGAAACCAGCUGGUGGGAGAUCAGCAAAAAGUCCUUUCAAAUCACAAAAUCAACAAGGGCCUUCCAGAAAAAAAAAGGGAGCAGAUGAACAAGGAAGAAAACAACAUCAAAAAAGACAGCAGGUCCCUCAGACAGUCAGAAGGGAAGUUAAGGAACUGAAGGACUGUUCCCCUGAAGGAGAAAACUGUUCUUCAAAAAAGGUGAAGCUGUCCAGUGCUACAACAGGAUCUUGGCAGCCUCUCUCAGACAACAGUAGAGUGUUCCUGGAAAAUAUACUGGAUUCAGUACUACUAUCUGUUUUGGCCCAACAGAAGGAGAGAAAAGGUGAUGUUCAGAAACACCUCAAUGUACUGAAAGAAAGGGUGCUGAGAAGUUUCAAGACUUUAAAGGUGCCUCCAGGGAAGCUAGGCAACAUGAAGAAUAUCCUAAGCCUUCAAAUGGCAGAGAAAAAAAUGCUUGAGACAAACGAGGAGACUUUGCUACAACUGCAGGAAGAAAUAACUGAAGUGGAGCAAUCAGCAGAGCGCAUUGAGGAAAAUACACAGCAGCUCCAGUACAAAAUCCAUGCACUCAAAAAACAGUUAGAGGAAGAUGAAAAAGAUUCCAGGAAGGUACUCCAGGAAAAUGGCAGUGGAACACUCUACCUCCCAGAACUCCCCAAGAACAGUUUGCAGGCACCCAUUUUGCAGGAGGAAAUUUUGAAGGUAAAGAAUCAGAAGAGCCUUUUAAAGGAUCUGAAUGCUAUUCAGCAGUCAGCUGACUUGAAGAACUUGCUAACCCUUGUUGAAAAGACCUAUGAGAAGGUGGAUUUGCUUUGAGAAGCCAAAAUGUGUGGUCUCCAUACUGAGUUUGGGAUCUGCUUUCUUUCUAAUGGGCUUAGUGUUGUGACUGCUGAACUUCUGUUAAAACAUUUUUCUGUUAGCAUUGGUAUAUAAAUCUGUAGCUACAUUUUGGGACUCAAGAGAUUUAAGUCAUCUAUCACAGUUUGUUUGGGGUUUUUUCACCUGUGAUGCUGUCUAAUGAUGAUGUAUCCUGUCUUAGGAGAAGGGAGGGAAAUGGAUCCUGGGUUGGUUGGGUGUUUUUACAGAAUAAUGGAACUGUUCCAUUCUAUUUGCACUUCUAUAUCUGUAAAUCACUGGAGGCAGUGUCUUUUACCAAAUAAGCUUUCAUCUCGGGUUUAAUCUUUAAACCUGAAAGAGGUAGUAAAAAUAAACUUAUCUAAUACUUAGUUGCAAA